This is a messenger RNA of Bicyclus anynana (squinting bush brown), 5426 nucleotides long. RefSeq lists its product as uncharacterized. The record is from RefSeq and is a predicted model, not a curated record. The transcript has 22 exons. Lineage: Eukaryota; Metazoa; Arthropoda; Insecta; Lepidoptera; Nymphalidae. Bases 155 to 5410 code for a protein of 1751 amino acids.
AUCAAUUUGUGUUUUUUCCAGAACUUGCAAAUGUCCUCGAAAACUACAACAUAGAUGUAGACAUGCGCUAGUCCCCGAUUGCAAAGAUAUUGGAGAAAUAGUAGAAGCACUUACAUAUCAAUCUCAAAGUUCAAAGAAAGAUCGUAAAGUAAAGAUGCCGAAGUUCAAAACAAAACAGUUCGUGCCACGCCAUUAUAAGGAUACGUGUGUUCCGAUGGUUCCCUCGAUGCAUACAAGGUUAAAAUAUAUUGGCCACUGCGCUUUAGAACCACAUCAAACAGACGAUCAAGAAAAGAGAGCCUAUUCGGGUUUCGAUUUUGCUUCCACAUCCGAAGAAGAAGACGUUGGUACAUCAAGGAAGUCAAAAAAGAAAUACAAAAAGAAAGUGCGCUACUUUGACAUGUUGCCUGGGGAUGUGAUCCUGCCGAAGCCAGUGCCAGUCAUCAAACAUACAGCAUCUGACCAUUCCAUCUUUAAUGUGCCGAGCCCUAAGGUUAGCGGUGAAGUAAUUGCAGCUCAGAGGACUAUUGCAAAACCAACAGACUACAAACCACCUCUACCGCCGAAGACUGGCUUUGAAUUGUUUAAACCGCAUAGCGGGAUAAUAGUCAACAAAACUAAAACUUUUGCUCCUGACGUUGUCCACAUGCCUGGCCCUAGAACUUUUGAAAGUGAUAAAAAAUCGAAGAAAAAGCCGGGUCACAAAGGAGGUGUAUGCACAAAAAAAACUUGUACCAGGAAAAAGUGUAGAAAAUACGCGGCAAUGAGGAAAAGAAGGAUGGCAAGGAGAAGAUUUUGCUCGGAGGCAACGUACACGACCCUAGGAGUGAAGGACGGCAAGCCGCGAGCGCGCGGCACGCAGAAGUUCGACGACAAUGAGUCCGUUUGCGGCCUCGACGACAUACCUCGCCCUGAACAUGUGCAAAUACCAGCAAAUCUAAAACGCGGAACGCUUCAAACCCACUCCCUGACCGUGCUGCCUUGCACAAAGGAACGGAAACCCGCAAUACAUUAUGGCAUAUUGACAGGAUCGUUUAAUAUGUACGACGGCAAAUUCAGCGCUAGGUCGAAAGGCAGACAAGCCCUCACAAUGAGCGUCAUGGCGUACUGCUUAGCUUUUCACUAUCAUCCAAAACAAUGGACUAUGAAAUUGUUGGACAAUUUGAUAGACGCGGGAGACCAGUGGUACAUCCAGUGUUUGGACAAAGUUCACGAUCACUCGGCAGUGAUGGGCAUGUGUGAAGUUUUACCCUUUGGCAAGAAGCAAACUUUGGUGUUGAACGGAAAGAAAAUGCAAGUACUGCUCGGAGAGCCGGACGUUGUCGGCUACACUAUGUCCCUGGAUCCCACCGUUUACAAUCUUUGUAGAGGACUCAAGGCGUUCUUUAAGAACAAUCGUGCUGGCAUUUUAUUGUCUAGGGUGCUUAAAGUUGUGAUAUGGAAGGAUCGAAUAUGCUAUUAUAUAUUCGAUCCAGCUGGAAGGGAUUCGAAGGCCUAUUCCAACUUUUCUAAUGGUAGCGCAGCUCUUAUAAAUGUCAAAGAUUUGUCAUCGGUAGCCGAAGUUUUGCUAGCACGCAGCGUCUUGGAGGAUCAAAAAUAUGUUUUGUCACCCGUUAAAGUGUUAAAGAUGGUGAGUGAGAAAUGUGAUGAAGAUUUCGACUCGGACAGAGAGUUGACGCAGGCAGAAAAGGCUAUGAUGGGUUACAGAAUUCUUACCGAAAACUACGCUAUCGUCAAUGCUAAUAUGCAUUUAGGUGAUAGAUGUUUCGAAGAUGCAAAAUAUCGUCAAGCUUUGCCGAUUGCAAUAGUCGCAAUGACUUAUGCUAAAAUAUCACCGCCGAAUACAUGGUUCUCGAAAACUUUAGACAAGGUGUUACGUCUAGGCAACAAAUUAUACAUGGAUUGCUUGCAGCCUAAAGUACUGAUUGAUUUGACGAUAGAUAAUAUACCGAACGAAAUACUAGUGGGUCCAUACGCUUGUGAGAUUAUCAUUUACAGGGAAAGAGUUAAAGGACAAUUGUUUACGACGAAGGAGUGUUUGUUGAACAUUCGUACAGGUCUCCAUGAGUUCUUUAGUCAAGAAUACAACAGUGGUAUUUUGGAAUUCAAUAACUAUUUACUGGCGGUGUGGAAGCAGAAAGACAUGUUUUAUAUAUUCGACCCUUACCCACGAGCUAAUGAUGGAUCCAGAUCAGCCAAAGGUGGCAAAGCGUGUUGUUUCAUGCUUCUUAAUUCGGAUACUAUGGCUGACGUGUUCAAGAAGAACUGGGACUACUUACCUGCAACUACACAAUUUUACAUUCACGCCUUCAAAGUUCUCAAAAUGACGAAGAAAGAUGUUAAGGCUCAAAUAUUGUGCACUCUCAGUGAUGAACAAUUGCCAGGAGUUAAGACGAAACGCAAAGUUCUACCAAUGAGCAAAGCUCAUGGCGAUGACAGGGAGAUAGCUCACGACGUCUUGCCACUCGAAGUCCUUGAUGAGGCGUCUCCUACCGGGCUACAAGUGGACGAAGAACAUAUGGGGGACAUAAUCUCCUUGGUGGAGAGCGUACAGGAAGACUACCUGCCGCCUAUACCUUUGAGGUACAAGAACAUGCCUGCCGAACAAAUGGCGCCAAAAGUCGUGAACCUGGACUCGCCGACGGUGUCGCUGACACAGGUGGUGCCGCCGUGGCCCCGCCCGCGCGACAAAACCAACGAGCUGCCCGAGCCCGAUCCGGAGCCCGAGCCCACACCGCCGCCCACGCCGCCGCCGCUGCCGUCACCGGAAGGAGGCGAAGAAGAGGAGGAGGAAGAAGAAGAAGAUGAAGAGGCGGGGCAAAGAAAGAAAGAGGAAGAAGCUCGAAGGAAAGCAGAGGAGGAAGAGGCUCGCAGGAAGGCGGAGGAGCUCCCGCCGCCGCUGCCUCCGCCGCCGCCCUCGCCGCAGCCGGAGCCCGAAGUGCCGCUAGCGCAACCUAGAGAAAUAAUCGAGGAAGAGAUCCAAACUGCGCCGCCGGUCAACGUUGACCGCCGGAUCCUCCUCACAGAGGACGCUGUGUACCGUUUCAAACUGCGACAACUGCGCAAGAAGAUGACCCUACCGCUAAUAGAAGAUGGCGCGGAGAUAAAGGCCGAAGAGGAAUUAGCCAGGCCUCAUAAUUUCAAAAACUUGCCAGACAAAAGUCAGAUAAUAAGGGGGACCUCUGCUGUAAGCGAGUCAGAUUCCACUGAUGUGUUGCCUUUCGCUGCCAUAAUGGCGAUAGUCACCUCAUACAAGUAUACCGUGAACUCGUGGACAGUCGGUUUGGUCAAUUUUGUGGUGGAAACAGCCAAGAAACUGUAUCAGAAUAAGAAAGAAAAGUUCCAACUUGCCCCUGUUCACGUUAUACCGAAGAUUGCUAUCGGUCACCAGGCCUAUCACGCUCAUAUUGACGUGGUAGGAGAAGGUGCCACCUGGCAACUCGAAGAUGCCUUACGCAAGUUCCUGUCUAAGUACGACCGAGGCAUGCUCACGACUGUCACCUACAGCAGUGCGUUCUUCAAGAGGAACAACCUCUACUAUCUGUACGACGGCAGUUCUUGCAACGCAAUGGGUUUGAGAGAAGUUGACAAGAGCAAAGGGAAAGCGUGUUUAAUGCGUUUCACUUCUUUACACGAUCUAGUGGCGAGGGUUUGGUAUAAUAAAGACGGCAAAACCGAGGACCAACAGUUCAUACUGAGCAGAAUAAUAGUGCGAAGACUCCUGAUAGAGCCGCGCAUGAAAUUGCCCGACGACUACGACUUUGCCACAAUGGCACCCAAAAGUAAAAAAACGAAAUGGUCUUUUGCUGGUGAGUCUAAGUCGUCUGAUAAGGGUAAGUCAUCCACACUCGAAACCCCCGAGCCCAAAACUGAAUCUGUGGUCGGAUACCAACAGAUCGGUGGCAUAUACAGAGUAGAAGGCACAACAGCAAUGAAGGACAAGAGGACCAGUAUGCUUGCGUCUACUUCAGAUGUAAAAUCCUGCCAUUUCGUCUGUUUGAUCGCCAUGUUAAUGGCGACUAUGCACCCUAUUAGAACCUGGGAUCACGUCAUGGUGGAUACCUGCAUUGAAAAAGGCUUGGAGAUUCACGAAAAAGCUACUAACCUGAGCGUCUGCGAAAAGAGAAUGAUCAAAAACAUCAUUCUAGAUGGAAAGUUUGUUAACGUUAAUAUAAAAAAAAUUAUAGUCGUCAAUGAGAAUCCGGAGAAAACAUUGGAACAGUAUUUGAAAGCGGUUUUAAGAAGGCUACGUUACGUCAUUAUUAGAUUCCCGUCAUGUAGUAUGGUCAUCUGUAAUAUCGAGGGGUACUACCACUUAUUCGAUCCCUACCCGCCGCCCUCCGAAGACCCUGACCCCGAGCUCGUGCAGGACCAGGAGAGGAAGAAGAGCAAGGACUCUAGAGCGAGCGUCACAGAACUCCCAUCGCAGAAGGUGGGCUCUGUGGCUGGUUGGACUCUGUAUCGCUCUCUGGCAGCUUUAAAUCAUAGAAUAAAAAAAGUUGUAAGCUCGCCUAACUCUCCAGAAUUUUAUACUUUCGAACUGACUUCGAUCAAACCGGCACCGCGUCAUUCCGCCCUGAACUACAGACUCAGUCCACUCUUUAAACCGGACGAAAAUCCCAACACGCCAUAUUUACGGAGAAGAAGGAUUCGUCCCACUGUUGACGAGAAAAUGUAUUGGUUGAAUAUAGAAAGUAUACCGUGGUCGCGUAUGAAUUGCGUCAACGAUUUGGGGUUGGAGAGAAAGACUCCUAGAACUAUGUGGAAAGACUGGGACAUAGAAUUCCCUGGAGAUCUUUAUUCGCUCUGGGGUUCGGUGCAUCCUUUGGACUCGAAGUUCGAGAAAGUUCGCGGCAAACAAUACUUGGCGACUUGCGUUGUUGCGCUCGUUAUGAUUAAAGCUUGCAGCUUGAGCGCUUGGACUGGCAGCCUUUUGGAUGGAAUUGUUGAAGCCGGCAACGAAUAUCAUCAAAAAAGUAAUUCCAAGUUUGGCGAAAACCAUGAAAUCGUUCUCGAGGACAUGGAAACGAAAUUCGAUGAUAUGUACCCCUACUCAUUUUCUGUGAAAUUUGAAAAAGUUAUAUUUGGAUUUGUUUAUAAUAUUUACCCAGAUCGAUUUAAUCUCAGCAAGGCUUUAGUUUAUUUCUUUGAAAAGAACUCCCUGGGGAUAUUGGUCAGCCCUGGAAAAAAUUUAGGUUUCGGUAAAGCUGGCAAUUCUUAUUUUAUGUUUGACUGUCAGAGUUACGGAGCUCCAGUAUUUAGUCCUAGUCAAGGAGCCGCAUAUAUGUUGAAAUGUGAAAGCCUCAACAGACUGAUUUAUUGUAUGGCGGUAACACUGAAUAUAAGAAGACACGGACAGCAAUUUCAUCUAUACAGUGCAACUUUGACACUUACUGAAAAAACCAAAUAAAUGCAUUAAUACCUAA